Messenger RNA from Vollenhovia emeryi, 1582 nucleotides. RefSeq names its product proline synthase co-transcribed bacterial homolog protein. NCBI's taxonomy places the organism in Eukaryota, Metazoa, Arthropoda, Insecta, Hymenoptera, Formicidae. Gene Ontology annotation, molecular function: pyridoxal phosphate binding. Gene Ontology annotation, cellular component: intracellular anatomical structure. Bases 453 to 1217 code for a protein of 254 amino acids. The record is from RefSeq and is a predicted model, not a curated record. The transcript is spliced from 4 exons.
CGUAUCGAUGGUCGUCGGUAAUCGUGUACGGAAUUUAGGCCCUGGUAUGGACUUUAAUCAUAAUGACUUUAAUGCCCGAUUUCUUCACAUCCAGUUAUGUUACGGUUAAAGUUAAACGGGAGACAACUACCAGAUCCAUGCACGUGAUUGGCCAAAACUUGAGAUUAACCUCCUGAUAAUUUUAUCGGGAAGUGAAAAAAUCGGCCAUAAGAUGUUUACUAUGCUCGACACGUGAGACUAUUAAAGAAUGAGACUAAAAAAAGGAGAGAUAUCCAUACUAAGGAGGAAAAGAAACUCCAAAGUUUCUCAAACGUCGGUUAACUGCCAACCGAAGGUUAACUUAUUCUCUUCUUAGAUAACGAAAUAGAAAUAAAUAGGAAUUGUUGACUGGUUAAACAGUUGACCGACGUUUGUGAAACUGGCCCUAAAUUCGAUCGUUCGAGAAGCGAUUUAUGGCAAUACUUAAGUGCAACAUGGCAGAGGUGGCAGUAAAUUUGAAAUCUGUCUGCGACAAGAUAUCGCGUGCUGCCGCGAAGAGAGCACAGGAACAUCAGUAUUGCGAGCCGCGGCUGGUAGCAGUCAGCAAACUGCAACCCACGAAGUCGAUAGUAGCCGCGUAUCGGGCCGGUCAGCGACAUUUCGGUGAAAAUUACGUGAACGAGCUGAUGGAGAAGGCUUGCAGCCCCCUGGUCUUUGAGCAAUGCAAAGAAAUUCAAUGGCACUUUAUAGGCAGUUUGCAGAGGAACAAGGUCAACAAGGUUUUAAGUGUACCAAAUUUGUAUAUCAUAGAAACUGUCGGUAGCGACAAACUUGCCAGCGCGCUCAAUAAUUCGUGGCCGAGGUUUCGAAAGAGCGACGGCAGCAAGUUAAAUGUCAUGGUACAAGUUAACACGAGUCAGGAAACGGAAAAGCAUGGUUGCGACAUUGCAGAAGUAUCAACCCUUGUGAAGUAUAUCAUACAGGAAUGUCCUAAUUUAAAAUUUAAGGGCCUCAUGACGAUAGGAAUGUUAGGGUACGAUGUCUCGAGUGGACCAAAUCCUGAUUUUGUUUGCUUAACGGUAUGCAGAGAAAAGCUGCGCGACAAAUUGGGAAUCGAUAUAAGGGAUAUCGAAUUAUCAAUGGGGAUGUCCAAUGAUUACGAACAUGCGAUUGAAUUGGGUAGCACAAGUGUGAGAGUGGGACGUGCCAUUUUUGGCGUUAGGCCACGAAAGAAUUAAAAAGACGCAGUAUAAAUGGUGCAUUUAAUCAACAAUUUUACCUCUAGGACAAAGGAUCUAUCUUAAAUUAAAGGUAUAAUUGUAUAUGUAUCUUGACAUGUAUAUACAAUGAAUACUUCUUCUGUAGUAGGCACAAUUUAAUUUUUAUUAUUUUUGUUAGCAAACAAUUUUGUUAUUCUAAAAAUGUCACAAUCAAAUAUUUUCUCUAAGAUCUUUACCUCAAUUCUCAUUCUUAUUCCGAUAUACAAAGUAAACACGUGUUACGUGCUCUAUCUUUUGCUCGUUUUGUAACUUCAGUCUGUUGGCAAAUGAAUACUAAAGAGGCAGUACAAAAGAACAAUUCUGAUUGUGAAAAAAUAACUAAA